Messenger RNA from Cryptococcus amylolentus CBS 6039, 543 nucleotides. RefSeq lists its product as hypothetical. The coding region runs from base 1 to 543 and encodes 180 amino acids. The transcript is spliced from 2 exons. The record is from RefSeq and is a predicted model, not a curated record. Lineage: Eukaryota; Fungi; Basidiomycota; Tremellomycetes; Tremellales; Cryptococcaceae.
AUGUCAGAAGACGAGCAAGCUUUCUCCAACCCACCUUCCCCACUCUACCUCGACUCCUCCCCCAACGACGACCCCCAACAAAGCGAAGCCUCCACCAACUCCGGCUCCAGAUCCCCCUCCACCUACUCCGACCCCGGAUCUGACGUUUACGGACAAGAAGACCUCUCCAAGCUCGAAUACCACCUCGACCCCGAGAGCGACAUUCCCCUCGCCAACCAGCUCCGGGCCAUGACAACUCACUUAAAUACUGCCCUCCAGCUCCACACUGACAUGUCGCGACAAGAGCGCAGGGAUUUCAUUCUCAGUAAGGUCGAGAGUAGCCUGUCGUGCGCAGGGAUUGAAGGGCUCGAGGUGGAUAUGAAAGACGAGGUCGAAGCCCUCGCCGCAGGAGAAGUUUCAGCCUGGUGGAAGAAGAAGAACAAGAAGAAUGAAGCGGAUGUCGAAGCGCAGAAGUACCUGUCGUGGGGUCAUAUCUUCGUCCAUUUCCUUGAUCCUCUUGGCAAUGCAUUCGAGCCUUCUGGUGUCAGUACCGCUGCAUUGUAA